GCAAUUGUAGCAGACUGUUUCUGUUUUGGAUUCUUUCAAUUUGCGGUGUUUACGUUUUAUCCAUAAUUUCUCCUAGAAUUAAUCUGUUAUUAAGAAUGUACUAAGUAAUAAAGAAAAAUCAUCCAUUUAAUUUUAUCUGCAGAAAUUUUAUAUUUAAAAUAAAAAAGAAUUAUUCCACAUUUAAAACUUGCGUAAUCCUUACAAAAUGUCCAAAAAAGCUAAAGAUCCGUGGGUCAGAGUUAUCGACGUUUCCGAUCCAGUUCUACAUAAGAAAGGCUAUACUUUGUAUAAAGUAACUUCAAAAGUAUAUCCUAAAAAUUCCGUUGAAGCUGUAUCUGAGGUUACAGUUUGGAAAAGAUAUAAUGAUUUUAAGAAACUGCACAAGGCUCUGAAUACUUUGCAUCAGAACCUGUAUUUAAAAGAACCCUUCCCUCCAUUUGCAAAAACUCAUUUCUUUGGUAGGUUUGAUCCUGAAGUUAUUGAAGAGAGAAGACAAAGUGCACUAAGAUUACUUCAGUUUGCAGCCAAUUGCUCACCUUUAUUUACCAGUCAAGUAUUUGUUAAAUUUUUUGAGGAUGGACAUUAUGUUGAAGAUUUUAAGAAAACUGCUGAGCCAGUGGAACAGAAAACAGAUAAUGUUCUCCAACCACAAAAAAUAUUGCAAUUCCCUGAAAUUCAAGAACCAAAACAACUUGGAAAGGAAAGCAAUGCCAAUCAAGAUAAUGGAUAUCCAGAACCUGUUCCAGCAUUGGGUGGAAUAUGGCAACAUCACCAACUUCCUGAUGCUAUCAGUUUGGGAUCCCAUGGCACAGAUGAUGAUGAUGACCGCACUACUUUCACCGAUGAUGAUAGUGUUGUAUCUAGACCGUCACUCAAUUUAGCAGAAUUUGAUCCAUUACUUCAGAGUAGAAGUGAUAUAUUAGGACUUAAUAAUUCAGAAAAUCAAGACAAUUUAUGCAAUAGUUGGUUAUUAACUGCCUUGCAGUCUUGUAGCAGUGCUGAUAAUGAAAGAGACCUUGAAACUAUAUUAGAAUUCCCUACACCUUUCGGAGACUGUGAAAUUCCUGAAGAUUGCACUCAAAUUAGGAAUGACAGCCAUUCUGAAAGAGAAAAUAAUACAGAUGUUAAAGAAAAUCAUUUUACAUUUGAUUCUCCAACACCUGUAGCUGAAGAACCAUCAUAUAUUUCAGAAUUUGAUCCCUUAACAAAUAAAAACAAUUUCUCUGUGGAAGAAGAUGAUUAUUUUUAUGAUAGGUUUGCAAUGACACCAAAUUCUUAUAAAAAAGACUCUGUUAGACGUCCUUCUUAUGUUGAGCAGUCCUCAAAAUAUAUUGAAACAGCACAACAAGCUGAAACUGGUGGUCAAUAUCAAGAGGCAUUUGAAAUGUAUAAGAAAGCUAUUGAUUCACUUUUGCAUGGAUACCAAAAAGAUAAGAAUCCAGAUUUAAAAGAUUUAGUUAAAAAGAGAAUAAUGCUUUAUCUUGUGAAAGCUGAAGAAUUGUAUGAAACUAAGCUUCCUAAAACAAAUUUGAAUGAAAAGCUUACUAUGGUCAAUCCAAUGUUUUAUUCUCCAGUGAAAAUAAAUACAAAAUUACAAGGAUCUGUUCAAGAACUGAGUAAAUAUAAAGUACUAGGUAUAUUAAGUAAAGUUCUACUUGUGUUAGAUGUUUCUACAGAUAAAACAUUUGUUGUAAAGACUUUAUAUAAAAGUCCCAAUCCUCAAAAUAAUGGUGCAGCUCAAAUAGUUCCUCAGAAUGUGCCUUUUAUGGUGAAGUUGUAUCGAAUAUAUGAAACGGAUUAUGCUCUGUUUCUUAUCUUGGAAUAUGCUACAGGAGGCCGUCUUUGGGAUUAUGUGAGCUCAUUUGUCCAGAGAAGUCCUCUUUCUCCUAAUAAUGAUGUCACAUGUUUGUUUGUGGAAUCUAAAGCAAAAGUUGAACUUUGUAAUAUAUAUUCUGGUAAAAAAGUAGCAGAUGGAAAUACUACUGAAAAUGUGAAUACUAAUAAUUCUGUUGACUCUGAUCUUACUCCUUCAGAAAAGUGUCCCUCAAGUUAUGUAGCAUUAUUUAAAAAAUAUGCAGAUAUUGUUGAUAAUGAAGAAACUGUUUCUCUUGCAAAAUAUCACAAAUUGCAACCUGUGCCUUCUAAGAAUUCAAAGAAAUCUUCAAAGAUUUCUGCCUCACAUGAAAUCCAAAAUGACAUUAAUACACAAAUGAGCCUUCUACAGCCCCAAAAGAGUAUCUGCAACCGUUUAUCAUCAUCGACUGGUAGCUUAGAAACAACAUAUUGCCAAAAAGCAACCAAUCUUGAAUUGUUAAAUGCACUGGAUGAAGCAGCAACACGAGUAACAUCUAAGAGCUAUUUACCUGAGUCGUGCAUUAUUACUUGGGCAGCAGAAAUAAUCCUUGCUUUUGAGUCAUUACAUGAUUUAGGAAUAAUUUGGACAGAUUUCCAUCCAGACAAUAUUUUAUUGGGAAAAGAAGGUCAUAUUUUGCUUACUUAUCAAAGUCAGUUUAAUAAUGUUGAUUUUGUGAUCAAUGAAAGUGCCAAAGAAAAUUUGUUUUGUGCCCCAGAAGUUGGAAGUUUGCAACCUGUAACACCCGACUGUGACUGGUGGAGUCUCGGUGCUGUUUUGUUUGAGUUAUUCAUGAGCCAGUCUCUUAUAUCCUGUCAUCCCACUGGAAUAACAAGACAUACAAUUUUAAAUUUUCCUAAUGAAAUAAGUUCAGAUGCCAAAAAUUUUAUUUCUAAAUUGUUGCAAUACAAUCCCACUGAAAGGCUUGGAUCUGGAAUUUAUGGAGUGGAAGAAAUAAAAAGUCAUCCCAUUUUCCGUGAUAUUGAUUGGAAAUCUCUACAGACUGAUAACAACCAGAGAUGACUUAUGUUUUAGAAUUGUUACAAUUUCCUUUUUUUUUUACUAUUGGAAAUGCUGUUUGUUUAGAGACAAGUUUACAUUUUUGUAAAUGCUUUUUUACAUUCCACUCCUUUAUAAAGAGGGAUCCUUGUUCCAAAUCAGUGGUGGUUCGUCCAUCGGGGCUGUAGAACAGCAGCACACCCUGGUAUUACUUUAAGUCAUGUUUUUUUUUUAUUAUUAUUAUUGAAAUUCCUUACUUUUGCAUUCUGAGAGUUCAUUGCUCUUUGCUUAUUUUAUCACUCUGAGAGUUCGAUAAUUAAUACAGAAAUGGGGGAAAGCAAUAAAAAUGUAAAAUCGAAACAGAAAAUGAAUCAGCAAAUAAAAGAAAUACAGGUUAAGAUUAUCUGCUCAACAGCCCAUUGCGCACAUAAUUAAUUGUUUGUUUUGAAGAUAAACACAAUUUUUUCUUCAAUUUAAUUUCGAGGAACAAAAGCUGCAGAAGACAUGGUUUAAAAUUCAACCAAGUGUUGUUAAGUUUUUUUUUUUUUUUCCAAAAAUGUAUUUUUGUUUUUAUUAUUAUUAUUUUCUUUAGCUUAAACAAAAACUUUCUAUUUGAUCGAAUUUUCGUUUUUCUUUUGUUAAAGGUUAUUCCAAAAUGGUAUUCGUUGAUCUUAAAUGUUAUUUAGAAUGAAAUUUUUUAUGGGAAAUCAUUUGUUGUAGAUUAUUAAAUGUAAAAAAUGAUAAAUAUUGUAAAUCAAUUAUUUUAUCUUAUUUCAUGUACUCUUUUUUUAUGAGGAUUAUCAAAAUAAUUGGUUCAAGAUAAUUGCGAAGGAGAAGUUUUGAUAUUCACUUCAGCAUUCACACGACAAAACUACAAGAAAUUUAUAUCAUUAUGCUUGAAAUAAAAAAAAAUUAUAUAUUGUUUUGAAAUGAAAAAUUUAUGGUACUUAUAAAUCAAGUAGCAAUUAAAAAAAAUUGCAAUUUCUUAAAAAAUAUUUUUUGCAGCACUGAUAAUUUCUGAACUGACGAGCUGCCACUGUUCCAGAUGGGAUGUAUUCCAAUUUUAAACACACAAUAUUUGUUGGAUAAUUGAUGUUUUGUGCAAUAUAAUUUUUAAAUUAUGUUUUAAAUUACCUUCAUGUACAAAUUUAAAUAUAAUGAUUUAAUAAUAUUUGUAAAUUUUUAUUGUUCACUAUAUAAGGAAGUCUUCUAAAGUGGUAGAGUGUACAUAUAUAAGUUUAUUUUAAUUUAUACAAAUAUAUAACAUUCGAAUAUGAACUUUUUUAUAUGUUACACAUUAUAAAAGCAUUAUACAUAGUUUGACAGAAAUGCCUAGUUAGACAUAUAGGCAUAUUUUUGUAUUUAAUGUUUUUGUUUUAAAAAAUUAUUAUGAAGAUGUGUUUAUGUGUCGUAAUAAAAAAAAUUAUCUUAUU
Messenger RNA from Argiope bruennichi, 4284 nucleotides. Its product is annotated as ribosomal protein S6 kinase delta-1-like. The transcript has 16 exons. Gene Ontology annotation, molecular function: protein kinase activity; ATP binding; phosphatidylinositol binding. Bases 206 to 2875 code for a protein of 889 amino acids. Lineage: Eukaryota; Metazoa; Arthropoda; Arachnida; Araneae; Araneidae. Gene Ontology annotation, biological process: protein phosphorylation. The record is from RefSeq and is a predicted model, not a curated record.